This is a messenger RNA of Halichondria panicea, 1221 nucleotides long. Its product is annotated as sushi, von Willebrand factor type A, EGF and pentraxin domain-containing protein 1-like. Lineage: Eukaryota; Metazoa; Porifera; Demospongiae; Suberitida; Halichondriidae. The transcript has 7 exons. The coding region runs from base 1 to 1221 and encodes 406 amino acids. The record is from RefSeq and is a predicted model, not a curated record.
AUGAAAAAGCUACAAGGUGACUGUGUCUCUUGGCUGGUCCUGUUCACUGGAGUUGUUCAGCUCCUACUAGUGUGUGGAGAGGGAGUGUACUUAUCUCUGGGAUCAACCAACAUCACCACUAACAACACUGAGAUCCUCAUCACUGAUAUUGGAGAUGAUGUUGGGGAUGGUCGUCCUUCUCUCAUCUGUCACACUGACCUUGUGGCCUGUUGUACACCCAGUGAGACAAUGGCAAAAGGUAUUGGACUUUGGCGCUAUCCAAAUGGAACUCGUGUUCCUGGUGAAUCAGGAGCAUCUCGUCCGUAUGUGUCAUUAAGAAAUGGUCAAUCCAUCAAACUGGCUCGUAGAGAGAGUUUGUUGUUCUCUCCUCCCCUGAGUCCAACUGGUUCCUACUGUUGUACUAUACCAACUAAUGAAGGAGUGAUGAUGUUCUGUGCCAACCUGGUUGUGUGCCUGUCUCUCCCUGCCCUGAACAAUGGAAUAGUUUCAUACAGCCACUUAACACUGGGUCUGAACACUGUGGCCAUCUACACCUGUGACACUGGCUACACUCUCAAUGGAGGCACCACCAGGACUUGUGGGAGUGAUGGAGUGUGGAGUGGGUCAGAUCUAUCUUGUCUUCCCUGUUCUGACCUCACUCUCACCAAUGGAGACAUUGUCUACACUGAUGGAUCCCCUGACAACAGACCUAUCGGCUCUAGAGCUACUUACAGCUGCAAUCUUGGCUACACUAUCACAAGAGGGAGCACCACCAGGACCUGUGUGAGUGGAGGGAGAUGGGAUGGAUCACCUUCAACUUGUCAAAACACAAGACCGACUGUUGCUCCACCCACAACGUGCUCUGACCUGACUAAUCCGACCAGGGGAAUGACUGCUUACAAUAUGGGGACUGCUAGUCCAAGACCAGUGGACACUGUGGCCACCUACACCUGUGCCACUGGGUACACUCUCAAUGGAGUCACCACCAGAACUUGUGGGAGUGAUGGAGUGUGGAGUGGGUCAUCUCCUGUGUGUCAGCGUAUCGGCUUUGACUUACCCUCACUGACCAAUGGGAUGAUCUCCUACAAUGGUGGAUCCACUAACAACAGACCAGUGGGCACUGUGGCCAUCUUCAGCUGUAACACUGGAUAUACUCUCAAUGAAGACGCUACUAAGACUUGUGGGAAUGAUGGAAUGUGGAGUGGAUCAUCUCCUGUAUCUGCUUUCACUUACCCUUACUGA